AUGGCGGCCGUGAAAUCUUCGCAGACGUCUUGGCCUUUCAAGUCCAUUUUUAUCACGGGCUGCAACCGAGGGAUCGGUUUAGAACUAGUUAAGCAAAUCCUUAACCUACGCGCUCCUCCGAACAAUAUCUUUGCGACUUGUCGAUCUCUGGAAAAAGCUUCUGAAUUGAAAAAGCUGGAAGCAACACAUACGAAUCUUCAUUUGAUCGAAUUUGAUGUGACUAAUUUCCAAGCCAUUGGCCAUGUAGUAUCAGAAGUAGAAAAGAAGCUCGAAGGCCAUGGUUUGAAUCUUCUAAUUAAUAAUGCUGCUGUCGCGGACAAAGCAAAUUUAGAUGCAGUCACAGCGCAAAGCAUGAUCGACGUUUACAACACAAACGUUGUUGCUCCUCUGAUAUUGACAAAGGGUCUGCUUCCUCUACUUCGCCGUGCGGCUUCUCAAAGUGGCCAUCAAAAUUCUACAAAGACAUUUGUUGCGAAUAUGUCUUCAGGGGCUGGUUCCAUAACAAACAACACCAGGGGUAGUUUGUAUCCUUACAGACCAAGCAAAGCAGCACUCAACAUGAUCACUAAAUCACUGAGCAUUGACCUUGAAAAGGAUGGAAUCAUGGCCGUUUCCUUGCAUCCAGGCUGGGUGCAGACAGACAUGGGUGGGCCAAAUGCGACAUUAACUGUGGAGCAAUCAGUUCAAGGUCUGGUGUCGGUGAUUGCAUCAUUGGAUGAGACCAAAAAUGGUGGAUUCCUUGAUUUCAGGGGACAGCUCUUACCUUGGUAGAACUCAUAUGUUUUGCUUGAGAUGUGAUAUUGUUAGUAGUAAAGGAAACGACCUCUUUGAUUCUCUAAUGCACACAUCAUGCAGACCUUCCAACUCUCACGGUUUGACUGUGAGACUCACGGUUUGGGAUGCCAUCUCACUGUCUUACGGUUUUGCCUCUAAAUCUUACGGUGAACCAGAAAACCUUGAAAUUGCCAAAAAAUUCCACAAAGUAUGAAGGAAUAUCGAAUAAUCUGUGUUCAUAACAGCUGAAUUAAUCAAACUUAUUUGUGAGUAAACCUGGGUACAAUGUCAGUUCCAGUGAAACAUCGUUGCGCUAAGGUCUCUGGGAAAGCUUAGCCUUUGAACAUGUGCACAAAUUUCAAAAUGGCUACUUGUUGUCCAGAACUCAAAAGCAAAAAAAGCAGCCAAAGCAUAUAACAGAGGGCACUAGAAAGGUAAAAAAAAACACUCAAACAAAUAAUCUGUUGUUGUUGUUUUUAAUUUGAUGCAUAUUUUGGAAAUCUCCUGGUUUGAGGUCCCAAUCUCCAGGUUUUUCUGGACUUUUUUUCAAAACCUCCAGAUUUGCAUGUGAUGGGGGUUGGAAGGUCUGCAUCAUGCAUGCUACAGUGGAACCUCACUUUUACAAAAGGCCAAGGGACUUGCAAAAUUUGUUCACUAUGACGAGAUUUCCUCAUAUCAAGGUUCUUUUUCAUAUAUCACUUUACUAUUUGUACUGGGGUAAAGAAAAUCGUUCAUUAUAUCAAGGUUCGUUAUAUGGAGGUUCCAAUGUGGUGUUAUUAUAAUCUUCUCUAAACCAUUUCAUGCAGCCAUGGUUAUCUUAAUCUUCUUGGGCUACGUGAAAAUUUCGCCAUUUUUUUUGUACAUUGUCACAUGUACUAGUACCAUCGAAAAGCAUGAGUAGACUCCAGUGCUCUUGAUACUUUCAUGCAGCAAAAGUAAGCAGUUGGACUGUGACAAUCAGUGCUCUAUCACAGUUCUUAAACUGGACUCACUUGAAUGAUAUGAAAUGCAACAGUACAGUCCAAGUGUAAAGAAAUAAUUUUUCGAAAGGAGAACAAUGCUACUAAUUAUCCUGCUUAAUUUACAAUAUUGCACAGUGUGAAAACUUGACCUUACUUGGUGUUACCUUCCAGUCUAACUGUCUAUUUGUUAAGCAUGUUGUUAAAACUAAACUAAAUGAAGCAAACAAAAGUCUUUACAGAAUAAGAGAACUUACGAAAGUGGGAUAGCCAAGAUGAAAUCAAUCAUCUUUUUAAGCCAUCGUUCUUCUUAAAAUAGUGUCUGGUCUCCCUGUUGAUAGCGUAUGUUCCUCAAAACUUUACAAUAUCCACGAGCUCUUGGAAAAAUGUGAUAGGAAAAUCUUAAAGAAAAUUAGUAGCAACAGUUGUCAACUCUGUACCCUAUGUUGCCCCAAGACAAAGCAUUCUCCCUUAGCUUAAGACGAGGUAAUAGUCAGUUACCUAAGAUAAACACUGAACAUUUUAAUAGUAGUUUUUUUAAUAGGCUUAGUUUCAGAUACAAUUAUUCUUACCGUAAGUGCCUUUAUUAAUCUCCACAGUUAAGUUAAAUGUAUCAUUAAUUUUGAUAUCUAUUGUAUGUGAUGAAUAAAGGCAUUAUUACUAUUAUUAUUAUUAUUAUUAUUAUUAUUAUUAUUAAUGACAAAGAGACAAACUUUUAGACUUCAUACAAACCCUUCCAAACAAAACUUAUAUGCAGUUAUUUAUAAAAUUAGAAAUGACACCCACAAGGAGAUUUUCAUUCUUAACUCUUACAUAUGAAUGAUCUAAAUAGGUACACAAAAACAAUUUUACAUAUCUUUGAUUGUUUGUCAUAAUUUCCUAAGCAGAGCUAUGGAGGCCCAAAGCUAACCAAACAUUCUAUGCAUUUACAGUAAUUUUGUUAGCUAACAUAGAUGCUGAAGACUUUUAGACUUGACUAAAACCUUUUUAUUAAAACUUUACUAGUGGCUUCAUGAAGGCUUUCGCUUUUAGUACCUGGACUAGGUAGCUUCACAACUGCUCAAGCAUGGAUCAUGGUGACCCUGUGAACUCUCUUUGGGAUCUCGCCAGUCAAUGCGAGGAGUUUCUUUCAACUACCACUGCAAAUAUAUUGUCAUCAGUCUGACCAUGAGGGCCACUUUUAAAGCCACGAUCAGUGAUGGGAAACCCAUAAAUCAGCCCAUGGACCACACAGGAGAUGCAACACACAUUUUGUGUAAGGGAAGCUGUUUGUUAUUGAAAUCCUUUCAUUUUCGUAGGUUACAGAAACAUUAGGUUUUUUCCCCAUACAAAUCCUUAUAUUUCGAAUGUUAUGCAACAAUGCCAAUGUUCGAGCUUGGGCUACCUGUGGCAUAACAUCAAAGAUUAACAUGGCGGCUCUUGGAGCGUCCCUGUCCUCAUGGCCAUUCAAGUCCAUUUUUAUCACGGGCUGCAAUCGAGGGAUCGGAUUAGAACUCGUCAAGCAAAUCCUAAACCUCAGCACUCCUCCAAGAAAUAUCUUUGCAACUUGCCGCUCCAUAGAAAUAGCCUCUGAAUUGAAAAAUCUUGCAGCGUCGAAUUCGAAUCUUCACUUGAUUGAAUUUGAUGUAACUGAUUUCCAAGCCAUUGGCCAUGUAGUAUCAGAGGUAGAGAAGAACCUUGAAGGCCAGGGAUUGAAUCUUGUUAUUAACAAUGCUGGAGUCAUGGAUAGUGCAAAGUUAAAUGAUGUCGCAGCUGAAGGCAUGAUCGACGUUUUCAACGCAAACGUGGUCGCUCCUCUGAUGUUGACAAAGGGUUUGCUUCCUCUUCUUCGCCGUGCGGCUUCUCAAAGCAACGAUCAGGGUUCCACCAAGGCCUUAGUUGCAAAUAUGUCGUCCUCAUUGGGUUCCAUAGCAAACACCAAAGGAGGAUUAUAUCCAUACAGAACAAGCAAAGCAGCACUUAACAUGGUCACUAAGUCACUGAGCAUUGACCUUGAAAAGGAUGGAAUCAUGACAGUUUCGUUACAUCCAGGCUGGGUGCAGACAGAUAUGGGUGGGUCAAACGCAGCGGUAACUACCGAGCAGUCAGUUCAAGGUCUGCUGUCAGUGAUUGCAUCUUUAGAUGAGUCCAAAAAUGGUGGAUUCUUAAGCUUCAGUGGAGAGAUCUUACCUUGGUAG
Messenger RNA from Porites lobata, 3910 nucleotides. Lineage: Eukaryota; Metazoa; Cnidaria; Anthozoa; Scleractinia; Poritidae. The record is from the annotation of a GenBank genome assembly.